AUGUCGCUGAUCCGAUCCUCAAAAGGGGAGCCAGUUCAGCACCAGGACAACGCCGAAGCCGGUGCCCUGCGUUACUCAGGUGCCACGUACAAUUUGGCUCAAUCUGCGGAUCCCGCUCGCGCCUCCAUUAGCGGCCUUCAGUCGUCGAAUGUCGCACCUCCGCGCCAGUCAGCGUCUCCAGCCACUAUGCGUCAAUCUGCUCCAAGCAACAUUCCACCACCGCUCGUUUUGCCCGCCCACACCGACGACAUUUCACCCGGGUCGAAAGGUGGCACACCAAAUACCGCCAAUACAGUGCGUCCAAGCAGCUACAUCGACCAGCUUCAUAGUGCAAAGCACGCCAGCAGUGCGGUGGAGGCCUGGGUGGAUGAUACCAUGGCAGUGGACCCCGAGAAUCCUGCUGUGCACCUCUCUGAGUCGGGUGAAUCCAUCACAGUCACCUCCAUCACGGAGUCAGGCGUGCGUGACAGCGCGGAGACGUACGCCCUGCCUGACCGACCUGCUCCUGCUCCUCCUCCUCCUCAACCAGUUAAGCAGCCUGUCCCUCUUGCGGAGACAGCUAAAUGGCCAACUGCUGUUCGACCCUCCGGCCUUCCGCGUCCAAGCGGUCUUCGAGCACCUAUUCCUCGUCUGGUAAUGCCCCCACGCAGUCUAAUGAGUGCGUUGUCUUCGGAAAAUGUCAUGACAACGUCCCAACUAACGUUAACAGCGAACACCAACAAAACGACACCAAUAACGCGUCGAGCACUGGCACCCUCCGCUAUUCCAGCUGGAAGGGCUGGAACCGCGAGUGGGGUCAUCGGCGCAGAACGUCCUCGUGGCACGGCGAUGCGUCCACGGACAGGCAUCUUGUAUCAUGUUUGGAAUGUUAUUCAAAAUGUGUUUUUAAGUCAGAAGUUCCUGGUGCCACAAGGCAUAUUUCCCUCUAGCAAAUGA
Messenger RNA from Mesocestoides corti, 936 nucleotides. The record is from the annotation of a GenBank genome assembly. NCBI's taxonomy places the organism in Eukaryota, Metazoa, Platyhelminthes, Cestoda, Cyclophyllidea, Mesocestoididae.